Messenger RNA from Amoebophrya sp. A25, 691 nucleotides. The record is from the annotation of a GenBank genome assembly. Lineage: Eukaryota; Dinophyceae; Syndiniales; Amoebophryaceae.
GGCGGAUGAAGCUCGUAUUGCCAUGGAUGAUCACAAUCGUGUUCCGGAUUCUGAGGUUGCAGCCGAGGCUGCUGCGCAUGAGGCUGGAGAGCUGCUUGACUACACUCCAAGCGAAGCCGGCAGUGAUUCUGAAAGCGAGCACUUGCUACCGCGAGAGCUGUGACAUUCCAAUGAGGCACUUCUUUGCGACUACGCAGACUUGUUUCUGUAGCUAUUCUGUGACACGAUAGCGAUAUGACUCCUUUUCAAUGAAUACUCAAACUCGAUCUUGUUGCAUUAGAACGAAGUCUACUCCUCAGUAAUAAACUAGCAGGCAGCCCGAAUUCUAGAACUCAGUGUAGUUUGAUAUCAAUUUAGCAACUCCAGUUUUGUUUUUUCUUAUCAGGUUCUGCAGGACUAUACUUUAUCUUCAUGGAUUUUGCUUCUCAAAUUCAGUCUCGUUUUUUCUUGAUAGAAUCAAGACAGCAAGCUGGUCGACGCAAUGGGCAACAGCGUGAGCGUCGGCGACGCAGUCCUAUUGCUAGACUCAUGUGGCUUGGAUAGGGGCCAUCGAUGUGUUUCAAGUAGAGGCACUACCUAACAGCAGCGCACGCAUAGACUUGUGUGGCAGAUCCAAUUCCUGGACUCAUUGGACUGCUCAACUACGUACUAUCAACAACUACGUACUACGGAGCGUCGUCUUUAAUAAAUC